This is a messenger RNA of Eruca vesicaria subsp. sativa (arugula), 1454 nucleotides long. NCBI's taxonomy places the organism in Eukaryota, Viridiplantae, Streptophyta, Magnoliopsida, Brassicales, Brassicaceae. The record is from the annotation of a GenBank genome assembly.
AUGAGAAUGGAGAAACUCAAGAAGGAGGCUUGCAUCGACGGUGUGAUGGUCGAUGUAUGGUGGGGGAUCGUGGAGUCUGAAGCCCCCAAGGAAUAUAAGUGGGAGGGUUACAAAGAGCUGUUCAAGAUGAUCAUGAGUUUGGAACUCAAAAUCCAUGUCAUCAUGUCUUUCCACAAGAGCAGAGAAAACUUAAAAACCAUAGGUCUCCCGAAGUGGGUAGUCCAAUAUGGCGAAGACAAUCCCGAUAUCUAUUACACCGACCGCAAUGGCUUUCCAGACGAGGGCUGCCUCAGUCUUGGGGUCGAUCAUGAACUCCUCUUCGGUAAAGAAAAUGAUAAACGUACUGCGAUACAGUUGUACAGUGACUUCAUGAAAAGUUUCCGGAAAGAGAUGAAAGAGUUUCUAGAAUCCGGUGUGGUAGUGGCCAUCGAAGUCGGUCUUGGACCCAAUGGAGAACUUUGUUACCCUUCCUUUCCAACAGAAGAAAGGAAAAAGGAAAAAGAAAAAGAAAUAGUAACACAAAAAGAGUGGAAAUUUCCCGGCGUCGGAGAAUUUCAGUGCUACGACAAAUACUUGAAGGAAGAUUACGAUAAUGCUGCAAAGAAGGCAGGACACUCGGAGUCGGAUCUUUUGAACGAAGAUUUUUUGGGUUUUGGAAACUACAACAGCGAGCCAGAGGAGACUGAAUUUUUCAAGAAGAAUGGGACAUAUACCACUGAGAAGGGGGAGUUCUUCUUGGAAUGGUACUCCAACAAACUUAUCCUCCAUGGCGAUCAGAUCCUAAGAGAAGCCAGCAAGAUCUUCACCGGCCUCAAAAUUGACUUGGUUAUAUUUGUUUCAGGAGUUCAUUGGUUUUAUGGCCAUCACAGCCACGCGGCAGAACUAACUGCCGGAUAUUACAACCUUCGUACCAGAGAUGGUUACCGUCCCAUCGCCAGGAUGCUAUACAAACGCAACUGCUUACUCAACUUCAGUUGUUUUGAGAUGAAAUACUACCACUAUCAAAAGAAUGAUUUUUCUGCCCCCGAAGAACUUGUUAAAGCGGUCUUGAGUAAAGCUUGGGAAGAAGGCAUAGACGUGAUUGGUGCAAACACAUCAGAAAAUAUUAAUGCGGAGGGUUACGACCAGAUUCUUCGUCAUGCCAGGUCAAACGGUUCUAACCCGGAGGAGCCCAACUUCAAAUUGCACAGUUUCAUGUACCUACGAUUGUCCGAUAAUAUCUUUGAGGAAUUAAACUACGAAGAGUUCAAGAAGUUUGUGAGAAAAAUGCAUGCAGAUCUAGAUUACUGUGGGGAUGCAGAGAAGUAUGCCCAUGAGGUCGAGUCGAAUUCAGCCAUAACACUUGAGGAAAUUUCAGCUGCGAGCAAGAUUAAGAGAAUCAUCCGAGACAAAAAUGAAUCAUGACAUGUAGAUAUGAGAGUUUAUAUGCAUGUUUUUCAGAUCUAUUCCAUUUA